UCAUCUUUUGCUUUAACCUGUCUCCGGUCGUAUGCAUGCUUAGUUUCACCAUGUUGUGAUGCUGCAUUUGACUCUAAAUACAUAUCUUAUUUGCAAUACAAAUGUAUAUACAUAGCUAAAGCUCGUAGUUUAACUAGUCUGAAAUAAAGACAGCCGCUCUGCAGACAUGGCAGGAGUUAUCCGGAGGCUCGACGAGACUGUUGUCAACCGCAUUGCUGCAGGAGAAGUUAUCCAGCGUCCUGCCAACGGCGUCAAGGAACUGAUUGAAAACUGUUUGGAUGCCAAGUCCACCAACAUCCAGGUGACGGUGAAAGACGGCGGACUGAAGCUCAUUCAGAUUCAGGACAACGGCACUGGCAUCAGGAAAGAAGAUAUGGAAAUUGUUUGUGAAAGGUUUACCACCAGCAAACUCCAGACCUUUGAAGACCUCUCAGCUAUUGCAACCUACGGAUUCAGAGGAGAGGCCCUUGCGAGUAUCAGCCAUGUUGCGCAUGUGACCAUCACAACUAAGACAGCCGAUGCCAAGUGUGCCUACAGAGCAAACUACAGCGAUGGCAAACUUAAAGGUCCCCCCAAACCAUGUGCUGGCAACCAGGGAACACAGAUUCUUGUAGAGGACCUCUUUUAUAAUGUGUCUACCAGGAGGAAAGCUUUGAAGAGCCCCAGUGAUGAGUACUCCAGGAUUGUAGAGGUGGUCAGCAGGUACGCCAUACACAAUUCAGGAAAAAGUUUUUCUGUCAAAAAGCAAGGAGAGACUGUGGCAGAUGUGAGGACUCUGCCCAACGCAUCUGUAGUGGAUAACAUUCGAGGAGUCUUUGGCAAUGCAGUCAGCAGGGAGCUGAUUGAAGUCGGCUGCGAGGAUCAGAAGCUCGCUUAUAAGAUGAAAGGCUACGUUUCUAACGCAAAUUACUCAGUCAAGAAAUGCAUCCUGAUCCUCUUCAUCAACCAUCGUCUGGUGGAGUCGAGUGCUUUGAAGAAAGCAAUUGAGACCGUUUAUGCUGCAUACCUUCCCAAGAACACACACCCUUUCCUCUACCUCAGUUUAGAGAUCGCGCCGCACAAUGUUGACGUCAAUGUCCAUCCCACAAAACAUGAGGUACAUUUCUUGCAUGAAGACAGCGUCAUCGAGAGCAUUCAGAAGCACAUCGAGAGCAAACUUCUUGGUUCCAACUCGUCACGCACAUAUUUCACUCAGACGAUGCUGCCAGGCCUGUCAGUCUCAGGUGGCAGUGAGGUCAAGUCCUCCAGCGCCGCAGCAGAGUCCAGUGAGCGAGUCUACGCACAUCAAAUGGUGAGGACCGACUGUCGUGCACAGAAGCUGGACGCCUUCCUUCAGCCAAAAGAGAAACCACCUCCUGAUCCUGAACCUUCUGGUCCUAGCAGCAGGGAGACUGUGACCAAAACCUCCCUGCCUGACAGUAUAGAGAUGGAUGACAUGAAUGAUGCGGACAUGCUUGAUGCCCUGGCUAAGCACGAAGCAGAGGUGGCAAAAGGCGAUGAAGACGAUGCAAGUGGCGUUCAAAGAAAGCGACCCAGGAAAGAGCAGCAGCAGGACGAAGGAGACGAGGACCUGACGGCUGCGGCCACGCCCAAGAGACGAAUCAUAAAGCUGAACAGCAUCAAAGAGCUGAGAGCUGAGAUCACUGAGAGUACACACAAAGGUCUUCAAGAGAUGCUGCAGAACCACUCAUUCGUGGGCUGCGUCAACCCCCAGUGGACUCUGAUCCAACAUCACACCAAGCUGUACCUGCUGAACAGCACCAGCCUCAGCCAGGAGCUUUUCUACCAAAUACUGAUCUACGACUUUGGGAACUUUGGUGUCCUGAGACUGUCAACACCAGCUCCACUUUAUGACCUGGCCAUGUUGGCUCUGGAGUCUGACGGGAGCGGCUGGACAGAAGAGGAUGGUCCGAAAGAAGGCCUGGCUCAGUACAUAGUGGACUUCCUGAAGAACAAAGCGGAGAUGCUGGAGGACUACUUCUCCAUGGAGAUCGACCAGGAUGGAAAUCUAACAGGGCUGCCAUUGCUGCUUGAUAAUUACACCCCCGUCAUGGAGGGUCUCCCCCUGUUCAUCCUGCGACUGGCCACUGAGGUGAACUGGGACGAUGAAAAGGAGUGCUUCAGAGACUUCAGCAGGGAGUGCAGCAUGUUCUACUCCAUCAGGAAGCAGUACAUCCUGGAGGCCGAGCCGGGAGAGGACCAGGAUGCCGAGGCGAGCUCAUGGCGUUGGAAAGUUGAGCACAUCAUCUUCAAAGCGUUCCGAACGCUCUUCAGUCCUCCGAAGAGCUUUAGCGAGGACAGCACUGUGCUGCAGAUCGCCAACUUACCUGAUCUUUAUAAAGUGUUUGAGAGGUGCUAAACCUGUCUGAAAACACACAUGCUGCUCUUUUACACUUGAUGUAACUUUUUGGUUGUAAAUAAAUACUUUGUAUAAAACAAAACUGAA
Acanthopagrus latus (yellowfin seabream) is the source of this 2446-nucleotide messenger RNA. RefSeq names its product mutL homolog 1, colon cancer, nonpolyposis type 2 (E. coli) (gene mlh1). Gene Ontology annotation, molecular function: ATP hydrolysis activity; ATP binding; ATP-dependent DNA damage sensor activity. Lineage: Eukaryota; Metazoa; Chordata; Actinopteri; Spariformes; Sparidae. Bases 167 to 2359 code for a protein of 730 amino acids. The record is from RefSeq and is a predicted model, not a curated record. Gene Ontology annotation, cellular component: MutLalpha complex. The transcript has 19 exons. Gene Ontology annotation, biological process: mismatch repair.